UUAUGAUGUAUUUGGCUGUACGGCCUGUACCGUAUAAACCAUAUACUGUAACGUAAAUCUGAUAGCGUUGGGUCGUCGUGGCGUGUUCACGAAGAAUUUACCACUAAAAUUAUAUGGAAAUCCUUUAGGAAAUCGGUGUGGCCGUACUAUUUACAAACAUAAAACUAUUUAGUCUUGGAAUUCAUGUUCGGAAUCCAAGGAACUGCGUGGGAGUUGGAUGAUUAAUAAAUUUUAUGCCUUCGCUCCAGUAAUAAUCACUGUAGCCUCAGGCCUCGGUAAAAAUGGUUUCAACGCCAUUGCCUCCUUAUGAGCGGCUCCUGAUUGAUGCACAACAAAUGAGCUACCAGAACACUGUCAUCGUUCGCCAUGACGCCGACGUUUAUUGGCUGGGAAACAUUCAGAAUAUCUCCGGAGACUACGCGUUCAUCGACUUUCAAUCCUCAAAGGCCAAACCCAGCUGGAUCCAUGCGAGCCGCGUGUGGCCUCUGCAUUUCCCUCACGAUGAAUACAGGCAUGGGAAAACCCAGGUGUUUGUGGCUCUUCGCGACGAAGAUGACGGGCCAUUUCGUUUUCGGCCCGCGCUUAGGUUAAAAAUCGCUACUGCAUGCGGUCAUUGCCAAACGUUAAUUUUUUACGUCGAAACGCUGAGUAGAGAAACCGAGAGCACUUCCUGCCUGCCUCGCACGGACAUGGUGGACAAAUGCCAAAUUGCCUUACGGUUUCCGGUCACAGAGCCAUCGUUGCUGUGUCGAGUCGACGGGCUAAUGUUCAGGAGGCUCUUUAUCCCCUUUUUCGGUGCGCGAUACUUUUGCAACUACACCUCGGACAGAUUUCACAUCAUCAAGCAUUUCCGCGACACGUUGAAGCGGAAUGCGCAAUUGGCCACCUUAUCGGAUUGCUGUCGAUUUCACCUUCGAAUUCAACAAGACGGAUGCACGUUCGUUGUUAUCAGUCUGGCAGCGGACCCAGAAACAGCGCAAUGGAUGGCCACAGCACUACGGGGAAUGCUGCUGACCCAUAUAGUCAACCGGGCCAAUCUGCCGCCCCACGAUGACCGAAAUUUCAUUGGCACUGGAGAGUUACCCUAUAAAACAGAUGGGAAAGCCGACCAGCUGAAUAAAUGUGUCUCUUUUAAUAAUCUGCCGCCAUUUCUUCUGAGCGAAAUCCUUUCCUUUCUGGAACUGCACUCAUGUGUAAGGGUUAAAAGAGUGUGCGUUUUAUGGCAGCAGCUCCUGAGCAGUGAUCGCGCAACCGAGCACAUUAGGGUUUGCUUCGGAACAUGUGCUGAUGCAACGAAAUCCGGCAACUUAAAUUGCUAUAAAACAGCAUAUCUCCUGAGCCGCACCGUCCGUUCCAACACAAAAAGCAUUACCAUACUGAAUCCAUUUUUAAACUACAACUAUUUAUCUGAUUUGUUGGAAGCCAUGGAGAUCAAGUUGCCUGUAAUAAUUUUCAAGGACUACACAAUUACAGAUUGCGGAAACCUGUACAGCUACUCUAAGGUCUCGCGAUCUGAUGGCCGAAAGCUUUUGGAGUGGCAUGGUGCGACAAUAUGGCUGAGGUUUUACCAAGACAGCUGCCAGCGCAUCGUGCUACACAACUGGAAAUUGAGCAACAUUUUUGGCAAAGCUCUGGAUCAAAUAUUUUUCGAUUUUUGUGGGUCCGAACUUCACGCACUGCCAGCCCAUGAGGUCCAGUGGAUGCAAACUCUCACACACGAGUCCCGAAUUGAUGUGCUCGGGAUUGAUAAAAUUCAAAUCACGAUUAGGAAGUUGGUUUUGGAUUGCAGCGUAGACUGGGAGAGCAUGAUCAGCAAAUUCAUGUGGGCUUUGGACAGUAAUUUCGCGCCUGUUGCAGACGAAGUUUAUGUAAAGGUCAAGAAUGUUCAUGCUCGCUGGGUGCGAACGCUCGCAUUUCCACAGGAAUGGGACACCAUCAGAGUCUAUUUAUCAGUGUUUAGCGGAUUUCACGCAGACGGGACACCGAAAUUCUGGAAUGAAAUUGAUCUAAGACUUGUGGAUGUGUACAAGCUAAGCAGAAUGGCUGUGCUGGGGCUCGCGGAGUUGUUUCGGGUCUGAUGAAGGGAUCUCAUUUGGGGUGUUUCACUCGCUACCUUCUGAGUGUUCCAUUAAUUAAUGUUGUUCCUGCCGAAAGUUUCCCGUGUUGAAGCCGCCCUUGGAAAUUCAGUUACUGAAAUCACCAAGAUUUUUCGAUCGUACGGCUCAGUUGCUCUGAAUUUUUGACCAACUUAUUCACACAAUUUGUUAGUCCGUUUCAUAUACCUUUUGCCAAAAGUAAACAGCUUUGAUAAACAUAUGUAUUCUGUGCUCCGUAUAUGCAAUAUUUCCUGUUGAUAAACAUGUGCAUUGCAA
Messenger RNA from Paramacrobiotus metropolitanus, 2372 nucleotides. RefSeq lists its product as uncharacterized. The record is from RefSeq and is a predicted model, not a curated record. The coding region runs from base 282 to 2078 and encodes 598 amino acids. Lineage: Eukaryota; Metazoa; Tardigrada; Eutardigrada; Parachela; Macrobiotidae. The transcript is spliced from 5 exons. Gene Ontology annotation, molecular function: protein binding.